Dromiciops gliroides (monito del monte) is the source of this 1023-nucleotide messenger RNA. RefSeq names its product transcription factor E2F6-like. The record is from RefSeq and is a predicted model, not a curated record. Gene Ontology annotation, cellular component: RNA polymerase II transcription regulator complex. Lineage: Eukaryota; Metazoa; Chordata; Mammalia; Microbiotheria; Microbiotheriidae. Gene Ontology annotation, molecular function: protein dimerization activity; RNA polymerase II cis-regulatory region sequence-specific DNA binding; DNA-binding transcription factor activity, RNA polymerase II-specific. Gene Ontology annotation, biological process: regulation of transcription by RNA polymerase II.
CUGAAACUCAAAGGAAAGAUUAGUAAAAUUAAAAAUGAGAAAACCAUUGAACUAAUAAAUAAACUAGAAGCUCGUUUUAUAAGAAAAAAAACAAUAAAAUAGAUAAAACAAUGGUUAACUUGAUUUUAAAAAGAAAAGACCAAAGUACUAGUAUCUAAAAUGAGAGGGGGGAGCCCUGAAGGCCGCUUCGCUGAGGGCUGGGGAUCCAGACGCCACUGCAGACGCCAAGGUCUGCCAGAGGAAGCUGGAGUCCAUGAGCUGAAUCUCCCAGCUGUCGGUCCACCUGGAGAAACUGUUGAAGCACUAAGAGUCACAAAACCUUGUUAUGAUGUAUCUUUGGUUUAUUUAACCUGUAAAUUUAUGGAGCUCAUCAAAUCUGCUCCUGGUGGAGUUCUUGAUUUAAAUGAAGUUGCAACAACGUUGAGAGUAUGGAAGCGAAGAGUAUAUGACAUCACCAAUGUAUUAGAUGGAAUUGACCUCAUUCAAAAAAGAUCUAAGAACCAUAUUGAGUGGAUUGGAUCUGAUCUUGGUGGCAUUGGUCAAAAGAAGAUAAGGGAUGAACUUACUGACUUAACAGCAAUGGAAAAAGCUUUGGAUAACUUAAUUAAGGAUUGUGCUCAGCACCUCUUUAAACUAACAGAUGACAAAGAAAAUGAAAUAUUAGCAUAUGUAACCUAUCAAGGUAUCUAUAACAUUCAAGCUUUCCAUGAACAAAUUGUUGUUGCAGUCAAGGCUCCAGAAGAAACCAAAUUGGAAGUGCCAACUCCUAAAGAAGAUUGUAUAACAGUACAUAUAAAGAUCACAAAAGGACCUAUUGAUGUUUAUUUGUGUGAAGUAGAACAAGAUAAUAUAAGUAAUAAGAUAUUUGAUGAAAUGAGCACUAUAUAUGAAAGUAAGUCUACAGUUCAUCUUGAUCAAGAAGGAAAUCUACAGCAGAGUGAAUCAAAUAAAAAAAAAACACGAAUUGUCCUGAACAUUAAAAACUCUGGAAUGAUUUCAACAAUUUUUGUCAAGUUGACUUAA